Molecule: messenger RNA, 848 nt
Organism: Nelumbo nucifera (sacred lotus)
Lineage: Eukaryota; Viridiplantae; Streptophyta; Magnoliopsida; Proteales; Nelumbonaceae
Product: Carbohydrate-binding X8 domain superfamily protein
Source: RefSeq, a predicted model, not a curated record
UUACUUGUCAAAAAAACCGGACUGUUAAAAAAAGUUACUUAGUUUGUGGUAAUGUCAAACGGAUGCGGACUUUACCGUAACUUAUCUUUAUAUUAUAUUCUUUAAUUUUCUAAUAUUUACUUGUAUAGCAAUUGUCCCUGGUAGUGGUGUGGUGUUUCUGGUGAAGAGGUUCAGUUGGAUAAGAAAUUAAGAGUUUCUGCAACAGACAAGGAAGAACAAUGCCAUCAUUUUCGCUUGGGAUAUUGCUGCUUGCCCUUCUCUUUCUACUGCUAAUUUCACAUAAAUCAGGUGCACAGUUUGAGCACUGGUGCAUAGCUGAUGAACAGACAACGGAUGAUGAGCUGCAGAAGGCCCUUGAUUGGGCUUGUGGGAAAGGCGGUGCUGAUUGCAGCAAGAUACAGGUGAACCAGCCAUGCUAUCUCCCAAACACUGUGAAGGACCACGCCUCCUACGCAUUCAACAACUACUAUCAGAAGUUCAAGAACAAAGGGGGAUCCUGUUACUUCAAUGGUGCUGCUAUGAUCACAGAGCUUGACCCAAGUCAUGGCUCAUGCCGGUUUGAGUAUCUUCCCUGAUCCAGAGUUAGAAGGACCUUCAGCAGUGAACCGAGCUUCAAAUAAUAAUCUCCUUCAUUUAUAAAUUUGCAUAUUCACUCCCCAUUUACUCUGCUACACCAGUCUUUUCUUUUUGUUUUUCUCAAUUUUAACAUUGUUACAAAUUGGGGUUUUCCGGGUGCGAACAAAUUUGCAUAUAAUUUUUCCUUUUUUCUUCCUGUGGGGAAGAACCUCAUAAAAGAAGAUUGAAAUAGUUUUAAUUCAAAACAGAAAUAUGUGUACAAACUGCUAAAA